Molecule: messenger RNA, 5075 nt
Organism: Amphibalanus amphitrite
Lineage: Eukaryota; Metazoa; Arthropoda; Thecostraca; Balanomorpha; Balanidae
Product: probable helicase with zinc finger domain
Exons: 24
Coding region: 100-4380 (1426 amino acids)
Biological process (GO): regulatory ncRNA-mediated post-transcriptional gene silencing
Cellular component (GO): cytosol; P granule
Molecular function (GO): helicase activity
Source: RefSeq, a predicted model, not a curated record
GUCUUUCAGAUUUGUUUGCUACUGCUAUCUAAGACAUCAAGUGAAGAUACCUUGAGUAAAUUGACAUCAUUCUGGUUGACUGUGCUGUUAUGAUCUAGCAUGGUUGGUAAAGUGACACCCCCGGCGCCGGUCCGCUGGCGGUUUCGGGAGCCGCCACGCGGCCUCACUCCCGACCAGUAUCUCCGCUGCCCUGCCGACGAUCCCAAACAAUGCGCUCAUGGCACCUUCUGUGUGCGCGCGCACGGUCAGGAAGAGCUGAACGAAUGGGUGGAGAGAUUCGACCCCCGCCAGCUACUGGCCUCGCUGGGAAGGGGUGCGAUACAGGCGCGAGUGGAGUCGGACUGGCGCGCCGGCGCCGUGCUCCCCGAGUGCGCCCUCCUCGCCGUAUCCCCGCCUGCCGGCUCCAUGACGGCACGCAAAGACGAGCGCGUCGAAUGGCGAGUGGCGGUCACAGCUGGCUCCCUACCGGAGGGUAUGGGUCUGCUGGAUACCGGCACCCGUCCGCUGUUUCGGCUGGGGGAGCUGCGAUGCCCGGCGCUACUGCCUGAACCGAUUAAAGUGGACGCGAGGGAGUGGACGUGCCAAGAUAAGGAGUUGGUGGAAAGUUCCACGCGCACCGGAGCGCCGGUGCGUUUCGAGAUGACGGUGUCAUUCUCCGCGGACGUGUACGGCUCCUACCGCCAGCGACUUGCCCUGGUGUUCCCGCACCACGCGCCCCUGCUCUGCUGGCUGCAGGUCAAUGUGGCUCCCCUGCCCGUGGAUACACUGGUGGAGGAACUGAGGGGGAAGCUGACCAUCUCCGAGCACGGCUGGACUGAGGAGGACGCCGAGGUGGUCCCGUUCUCUCCGGACCCCAGUCCGCCGGAUGAGCAGGACAGGAGUGUGCAGGAGGCCUACCCUGCGCCCUCCGCCGACCUGGCUCCGCCGGCGGACCGAAGUCCGCUCAGUGCGGAAAACUACGCGGAAUGGAGCGGAACACUGCUCAAACUGGAGGAGGCAGCGCGAACCCAGCUGCUGCACACGUUCAAUGUGACCGGACAGCUACGGCUGAUGGGGCACUUUGUGGUGCCGCCAGAGACCACCAUCCACCACGUCCGCACGGGUGAGCUGUUCGCCCGUCUACACACGGAGCAGGAGCUGUCAGCAGACACGGCCGCCGGACGACUGAUUCUGGACAACUGUGAGCGCGCGCUGCUGGCGCCCGUCACCAAGAACCCGACUGAGCCCACAAAGCGAAAGGUGUACGAGGUCCUGAUAGCUGCCAAGGCCAAGAAUGACAUCUACCUUCGGCUGCCGAGCCAGAUGGUCUCAGACCUAUCCCUGAACGACGAUGACGACGCCAUGCUGCGGGCCGCCGUGCGGUUCCUGCCCAGUCGCCAGUGGUCGUGUGACAUGCAAGAGGGGUGUCGAAUGGCGGCCGAGAAGGCGCCCCACCUGCUGUUCCCUGAUACCGCUCAGAGGCCGACCAUACCGUGGAACCCGGCCAGUCACUGGCGCCCCGAAGACGAGAAACUGAACCCGCGUCAGAAGGAGGCCAUCAACGCCAUGACGGUCACAGUGCCGCAGCCGCUGCCGCCCGUGCUCGUACUCGGUCCGUACGGCACGGGUAAGACCUACACCAUGGCGCACGGCGUCAAACACAUUCUGAACGGGAGCGAGGACUCGAGGAUCCUCAUCUGCACCCACAGCAACAGCGCUGCCGAUCUCUACAUCCGAGAGUAUCUGGCCGGGUACGUGAAGGGCGGCAUGGAGUCGGCCCGUCCGCUGCGGGUCUACUACCGACGCAGGAGGCUGGGAACAGUGCACUACACCGUCCGACCGUUCACGCUGCGGGAGGACUCUGACGCUGACGACGACGUGGUGUUCCGUCAUCCCACCACUGAGGACAUACUGCGACACCGGGUCAUCGUCUGCACGCUGGCCGUCUCAAAGUACCUAACGUGGCUGGACCUGCCUGAGGACACCUUCAGCCACAUUCUGGUGGACGAGGCUGCUCAGGCUCUGGAGUGGGAGGCGGCCCGGGUCCUCUCCCUGGCUGGACCACAGACCAGGCUGGUCCUGGCUGGGGACCACCUGCAGCUGUCACCGGACGUCUACUCUGAAGUGUGUCGGGAGCGGCGGUUUGAGCGGUCCCUUCUGGAGCGUCUUCAGGAACGUUACGGCUCCGACUUCCCCUGUGCCAUCACACUGCAUGAGAACUACCGUUCGCACUCCGACAUCGUGAAGAUGACCUCGGAGCUGUUCUACGGCCGUCGUCUGAAGAGCCGCGCCCAUCCGGGCCGCCACCCCGAAUGGCCGCCCGUGUCGGUGUUCAGCGCACGAGGCACCGCCCGCCAGACCAGCGGAGACACCGGCUAUUGUAACGACGAGGAGGUGUACGAGGUAGCGGACCGGGUGGCGGCGCUCUGCCAGGACUGGCCCCCCGACUGGGGACCCCGAGACGAGGGCUCCGUCUGCGUGGUGGCGGCCUACGCCGAACAGGUUCAGAAGAUCCGAGGGGAGCUGCGAAACAGAAAACUGCCCGGAGUUACCGUUGAGAGACUGCUCAACGUGCAGGGUAAGGAGUUCCGCGCCGUGUUCGUCUCGACAGUACGCACCCGCACCUCGUGCUCCGAACCGGACGGCGAUUACCGCUUCCUCUCGGACUGCAAACUGCUCAACACGGCUGUUACCCGGGCGCGCAGUCUGAUAGCCAUCGUGUGCUGCCCGGAGACGCUGUGCUCUGUGGGCGCCUGCUCCAGGUACUGGGAGGCGGUGGUGGGGUUCGCGGCCAAGAAGGGGGGUCUGUUCGGUACCACAGAGGCGGAGCUACGCUCCCAACUAGGAGCCAUCGAACUGUUCCGGCUGCACGGCCUGAACCCGCUGGCGCCCUGCUUCCGGCCGCAGCCGCAGCUGCAACCUGUGCAACAUCAGGUCCAGCAAGUGCAUCAGUUCCAGCAAGUACAGCAGCAAGUGCAGCAAGUACACCCAGUGCAGCUACCGCAGCCAACGCUGCCAGUACAGCAAGUGCAGCCUCAGCAGCCACAGUCAGCCCCACAACCUCCAAAGCCUCAGCCAAAACAAAAACACCCAAAGCCACAGCCCGCACAGCCACAGACGCCUCCACAGGCUCCAAAGUCACAGCCGCCGGCGGUGCAUCCUGUACAGCCGGUGGUACCCCCACCGGUGGUCCCGCUGCCAGUGGUGGCUCCGGCUCUGCAACUGGCCCAGCAGGGGCCCCUGCUGCCGUGGAUGCCGGCUCUGAACCCGGCCCAGGUGCGCUACGUGCCGCCCAUGGCCUUCAUGAGCCCCGGUCUGAUGCUGGGCCGACCUCUGAUGAUGGGUACUCCCCUACUCCCAUACGCGGCACCGGUGCCCCAUAUGCACCCCUCGUCCAAUGGACACAGGCCGGGACGGCGGCCGACGCGCCCGCCCCCGCCGCUGGCUGUGGCUGAGGAGGACGGGGUCCUGUUCGAACUGAUGUCGACAACGGAUAUGAUCGCGCUGCUGCCACCGGACGUGAACCUUCAGCUGCUGUUGGAGGACACGCGCGUCCAGCAGGAGUGGGCCGCCCACCUGGCCAGUCGCCGGGGUCCUGUGUUCGCGCAGCUCUUCUCCGUGCUUAUCAACCGGCUGAGGCCGGCAGCCAGCGGUGUGGUGAUCGAAGAGCGACCCGCCUCUCCGGUCUCAGCACGCUCCUCGCCCGUCUCAGGGUCCAGUGCCACCUCCCCCUCCUCCUCUGUACACCUAACAUCGGACAGAACCGUCCUACCGGCAGAAACGACUAACUCAGUCUCCGCGGGAGACUCUCCUUCAAGCUCUUCAGCUUCCUUUCCUUCAACCUCUUCAGUAGCUUCGGCUUCCUUUCCUACAACCUCAGUAGCUGCAGCGUCUCUACCAGCUCCUGUGUCUCCUAUAGCGUCCAUCCCUCCGUUUGGAUCCUCUACCAGCCCUGUGUCCCCCUCCUGUCUCCCCGCAGCCCCCGCCCCCGCCCAGACGCCGCCGCCGGUGGCCGCCCAGCUGGAUAGGAUCCUGGAGGAUCCGUCAGAGUCGGAUCCGGAUCCGAUGUGGUCACAGAGGCAUCUGACGGCAACUUCGAUGAUGACGAAUACGUCUGCCCCAAGAAGGGAGGCGUCUCCAGCGGACGUAAGAGCAAGAAGCACGCCUGAGCAGAGCCCCGCGCGACGCGAGGCCCCGGCCCCUCCAGUGCAGGCCGAGCCCCAGCAGCGCGUCUCCCUGCCGCUGUAUCUGCGUGGGGCCGCGUCUCCCCCGUCCCCUCCUCGACCGGCCGAUACUCGGAGCUAUGCGGCGGCGGUACGACGCAGUCUGGAGCCGCCCCCGCCGGGCCUGGCCGGUCUGCCCAGCCGCGAGCAGCAUGCACAUGGAUACAGCCAUUUCUAGCGACGUGGAGAUUUGGUUUGGCUUGGGAGGGAGGGUUAUUGGAGUUGGAAGAGUUGCAGAGGGAUAGUGGAAAGGAGGAGAGUUUAGAGUGUAUAGGGUUGAGGUGGAGGGUGGAGAACGGAACUUGAGGUUGUGUUGGAGGUUGAGUUGGCUGUUGAGUUGGAGCUGUUGAAGUUGGACCUUUGAUCUUGAGGUUGAGAUGGGCUUAGAGGUGGAGAAGCUUGCUUUUCACGCUACCCAAGCCACUCGUGAGUAAGUCGCUCAGACGAUGGACGUUGGACUGCUAAUGAGCCAAUCGCACACUCAUGAUGAUCGGACUAAGAGUUUGCCCUGCUCAAACGUUCUUUGUGUACCGUGGUACCUCGUGUUCCGUUGUGUUCUGGGUGUUCUAGACGGUGUUCUCGGUGUAUCAUAGUGUAUCAUAGUGUGUUGUGCUGUGUUGUGUGUUGUGUUUGUGUUGUCUGGCGGUGUACUGUGCUGUGCUGUGUGCUGUAAUUGUGCUGUGUUUGAAAUCUGCACGUGUUUGCUACACUUUACCAUGAGUUGUUCCAUUUACACGUGAGGAAUUUCAAUCAUGGGCGUGUUUUACAGUUUUAGCUUUGGUGACUGUCGCAUGAACGCAUUUGUAUCGGUGUUGUAUUCUUAGCUUAGUUUUUCUUCUUCUUGACUCUUCUCCGACAGUAAUUCAUCGGUUU